UACUUAUGUGGCAACAAGAUAAAUAUAACCCAGUGAAGGGAAUAAUACAAGGUAUCUACAUGUACAUCAGGACCACUGCAUAAUGACUCCGCUGUAUCUAUGUUUGGCUGUUGCAACGCUCUUUUUGGCGAGUUCUGAUGCCUAUUCUCCUCAUAUUUAUUAUAUGGACGUGCAGUGCGGGUCGAGAAAAGGUUUCACUAAGGAUGUGAGACUGCAGUUGACGUACUCUCCCAACACCCCCCUUAUCCACAAGUCGCCAUGCUACAUGAUGAUGGAGACGGAUACAGAAGGCGACCAGCUGCUUGUCCGGAUCAGAAAUCUACACACAUCACCGUCUAUCAACUGCAGUAAAAACAGUUUGAAAAUAAUAGCUCCUGAUGAACACACAGUGUUAAACGGAGAGUACGGGGACUGCGGAUCAACACCACCGACAAGGAGUUAUCUGACCAAUGGAAGUUCAGUCAGUUUCGUCUUCAGUACAGAUGACACCACCCAGAAUGGCCAGUUCGACAUCCUCAUUACGUCUUUUAAUAUAUCUGAUAAUGGUGUGUGUUCAAGUGAUCGCUUCCUUUGCGACAACAGCCGAUGUGUGAGCAGCGACGUCACGUGCAACGGCUUCAACGACUGUGGCGACAACAGCGAUGAACUCGACGGUUGUGGUUUAAGUGCUGCUGCCAUUGCAGGCCUCGCCGUUGGGUCGUUUAUUGGCUUCGUCAUAUGCUUUCUCGUAAUCACCAGCAGAGUAAGAAGGAAGGGAUUCAAUAGAGGCCGUAAGAUCAGAACACCAACAGAUGUUCAGAGCAAGCCUCGAUACGGGAGUAUAUUUGGUAGACGAAAACAGCACACCUAUCGAGCCCCAAUCGCUCGCAGUUUACCAUGACCUGUUUGGUACCAGAACGAAUGGCCAAAUCUGGAAGCGGUCAACAGCCGACUGUGGACAGAAAGAACACCAAACAAUGAGGACAUUCAACAUAGCCAGCUUCGUCAUUACAUUGCUAUCUUUGUAAUUACUCCUAUCUCAUUGGCUUCGUCAUUACAUUGCUAACUUUGUACGUUAAUCCUAUCUCAUUGGCUUCGUCAUUACAUUGCUAUCUUUGUACGUUAAUCCUAUCUCAUUGGCUUCGUCAUUACAUUGUUGUCUUUGUACAUUAAUCCUAUCUCAUUGGCUCCGUCAUUACAUUGCUAUCUUUGUAAUUACUCCUAUCUCAUUGGCUUCAUCAUUACAUUGCUAUCUUUGUACAAUAAUCCUAUCUCAUUGGCUUCGUCAUUACAUUGUUGUCUUUGUACAUUAAUCCUAUCUCAUUGGCUCCGUCAUUACAUUGCUAUCUUUGUAAUUACUCCUAUCUCAUUGGCUUCGUCAUUACAUUGCUAUCUUUGUAAUUACUCCUAUCUCAUUGGCUCCGUCAUUACAUUGCUAUCUUUAUCCUACCUUGUAUUGUGUAAACAUAUAGUAGGUGAAUUCACCCGAGGAAGGAGAAAGAAGGAGCUCUGAAACGCCAGGACAAAGAAUAAAAGAAGUUGUUAUCCAUAAAAA
This is a messenger RNA of Haliotis rufescens (red abalone), 1534 nucleotides long. Its product is annotated as membrane frizzled-related protein-like. Gene Ontology annotation, molecular function: protein binding. NCBI's taxonomy places the organism in Eukaryota, Metazoa, Mollusca, Gastropoda, Lepetellida, Haliotidae. The record is from RefSeq and is a predicted model, not a curated record. The transcript is spliced from 5 exons. The coding region runs from base 83 to 880 and encodes 265 amino acids.